AAGUAAUUUUCUUCUUCUUCUUCUUCUUCUUCUUCUUGAUUUCCAAACUUGGACCGGAGAAGAAAGCGAUGACAGUGGGAGCAGGAAUUGGAUAUGCUUUGUUAGCACUUGGCCCUUCUCUUUCUCUCUUCAUCUCUGUUAUCUCCAAAAAGCCCUUCUUGAUUCUCACUCUUCUUUCUAGCACAUUGGUAUGGCUUAUGAGUCUGAUAGUAAUGUCAGCUCUCUGGAGGGCUUUCCUUCCACUGAAAACUGCGGCAUGGUGGCCGUAUACAAUCCUCAUACUCACUUCAGUCGGUUUUCAAGAAGGGCUUCGUAUUCUCUUCUGGAAAGUUUACAAGAAGCUUGAGGAUAUAUUGGAUGCAUUUGCUGACAGAGUCUCUAAACCUCGUCUCUUUAUGACGGACAAGAUGCAAAUUGCUCUUGCUGGGGGUUUGGGACAUGGUGUGGCUCAUGCUGUGUUUUUUUGCCUUGGCCUUUUGACACCUGCAUUUGGACCAGCAACAUAUUAUGUAGAGAAAUGCUCAAAGAUGCCCUUUUUUCUUGUUUCUGCAAUUAUAGCCCUUGCAUUUGCUACCAUCCACACUUUCUCCAUGGUUAUUGCGUUCAGUGGAUAUGAAGAAGGAAACAAAGUGGACCAGUGUUUCGCUCCUGUUGUUCACUUAAUUGCUGCAAUGUUGCAAGAUAGAAUCCAGAACAGGAACUGCCAUGACUGGCUUACUUUUCAUUUCCUGAUUCCUCAGGCAGGACCAGAUCUGCCGAAAGAGACACUGACAAAUCUUGCAUUUGGAGGCUGCAUGAUUGGCAUUCCACUUCUGUAUUGUGUAGCAAUUGUGACCUUAGUACAUUGCGGAAAGAUGGCAUGGAGGAGAUUGAUAGAAAGCCGAAGCAGGGAAGGAAACUUGAGCAAUAGCCAAUAAGCAAGGCUAAACUUUUUCUUAUGUUUUGAUGAAUAUCAGGUUUGUAAUUGCCAUGUGUCUGAAGCAUGGAUCAUUUCAGUAGUUUAUUGUCUAAUUGGAACUUA
Molecule: messenger RNA, 1021 nt
Organism: Lycium ferocissimum
Lineage: Eukaryota; Viridiplantae; Streptophyta; Magnoliopsida; Solanales; Solanaceae
Product: gamma-secretase subunit APH1-like
Exons: 7
Coding region: 69-917 (282 amino acids)
Biological process (GO): positive regulation of catalytic activity; protein processing
Cellular component (GO): gamma-secretase complex; endoplasmic reticulum; membrane
Molecular function (GO): protein-macromolecule adaptor activity
Source: RefSeq, a predicted model, not a curated record